Molecule: messenger RNA, 14191 nt
Organism: Hydractinia symbiolongicarpus
Lineage: Eukaryota; Metazoa; Cnidaria; Hydrozoa; Anthoathecata; Hydractiniidae
Product: low-density lipoprotein receptor-related protein 1-like
Exons: 61
Coding region: 99-13847 (4582 amino acids)
Molecular function (GO): protein binding; calcium ion binding
Source: RefSeq, a predicted model, not a curated record
CAGUAAUACUAACAAAAAGUUACUUGGAGAAUGACCAACUUAACCAUUAGAUUUUACUAAACGUGGUAUUGCUUUUGAGUGGAGGUUACCUUUCAACAAUGAAUGCCAUUCUGCUAUUCGUUGCAGUUCUAUUUAAUAUUGUCUCACUUACACAAACAGUUGAACAAAAAUGUACAGAAAAAGACUUCAAAUGUGCAAAUGGAGAUUGUAUUCCUAUGAAAUGGAAGUGUGAUGAAUAUAAUGAUUGCAGAGAUAAAUCCGAUGAACUUAAUUGUAAAAAAGAAAAAUCAUCUUGCAACCCAAAGAACACUUUCACAUGUAAAGAUAAUGCAGAUCCUCAAUGUAUUCCACUUCGUUGGAGAUGUGACAGAGAAUCAGAUUGCAAAGAUGGCAGUGACGAGAAGGAGUGUAAUAAAACAUCAUGUCCAAUUGGAAUGAUUGAUUGUCCAUCAUCCAAGAGUUGUAUCUCAAAGCUAUGGUUGUGUGAUGGAGAUAAUGACUGUGGAGAUGGUUGGGAUGAAAGAAAUUGCUCCAAUUCCUAUCUAAAGCCUGAUUUAGUUUGUGCACCAAAUUAUUUUAAAUGUAAAGAUGGCCAGUGCAUCAACAAAAACUGGGUUUGUGAUGGUAUGAAAGACUGUGCAGAUGGCUCUGAUGAAUAUGCAAAUUGCACACGCAGGCAUUGCUCUGAUACUGAACAUCAAUGUAAGAAUAAUAUAUGCAUACCACAAAGUUUCCUUUGUGAUGAUCGAGACGACUGCUUGGAUGGAGUGGAUGGAAAAUCUUCAUCAGAUGAACUACUGUCAGAAUGUGCUUCAAAAGUGAAGUGCAAGGAGAAUGAGUUUCACUGCAAUGGCACAUUGACGUGUAUAAGUAUGAGAAAAUUGUGUAACCAAAAGAAAGAAUGCCCGGAUGGAAGUGAUGAAGGCCCAAAAUGUGCAUUAUCUAAAUGUGAUGCGAAUUGUGCUGUAAAAUGCCAGAAGCAACCAUCUGGCAUUGGUGCUUGUAUAUGCAACGAUGGAUUUAAAGUGUCAGAAAAUGGUUCUUGUCAUGACAUUGAUGAAUGUAAGCUUCAACCAAGUGUUUGUGAUCAACUUUGCACCAAUACUGAAGGUGGAUACAAGUGUGCUUGUGUAGAUGGGUAUACGUUGGAAAAGGGAAGAGAAUGUCGUCUAAAUGCUGAUCGCCCCUCAGAGUUGCUGAUUGUUGAUGUUAAAGUCAUUAAACGAUACAAUGUUAAAACUGGUGUAAAUGCUCCACUAGUUACAAAUCUUUCACGUGGCAUUGCAAUUGAUUUUGAUGCUCGACAAGGCAGAAUAUUUUAUACAGAUGUUACUCAAAAUCUCAUUUACUCGUCUUUCUUAUAUAAUGACAGCAAAAACGUUGGCAAGGAAAAAGUCAUUGUCAAAACCGGAUUGGCUGUUCCCGAUGGGAUUGCAGUUGACUGGAUUACCAAAACAAUAUAUUUUGCUGAAAGUUCAGCUCAUCGUAUUGAUGUUGUUAGCUAUGAUGGUCUACACCGCUCUGCACUGAUCUCAUUAAACUUGACAAGCCCAAGAGGAUUAGCUCUCGAUCCUAGUGUGGGAUUUUUGUUUAUCACAGACUGGGGAGGGGAAGCAAAAAUUUUACGGUCUCAAAUGGAUGGUAGCAAUUUAAUACCCUUGGUUACUGAAAACAUUGGUUGGCCUAAUGGCAUCACAAUUGAUUAUACAUCACAAACGUUGUAUUGGAUUGAUGCACGCUAUGAUUACAUUGAUUCAGUCAACUACAAUGGAAAAGGUAGAAAAAACAUUAUCAAGGGUCGAGACUUUGUUCCACAUCCAUUUGCUAUAACAAUGUUUGGAAAUUACCUAUACUUUACUGACUGGGUGAAAAAAGGGGUGAUAAUGGUUAACAAAAACGACAAAACAAAUAAAGUCAUAUUUCAUAACCUAACUAGACCCAUGGACAUCCAGUUGUUUGACGUGAUCAGACAACCAAAUGCAACAAAUCCAUGCAAGACAAGAACUACGAGGUGUCAGCACAUGUGUGUUAUUAAAUCUCAUAAUGAAUCUGCAUGCUUAUGUAAAACACGUUACAAAUUAAAAAGUGACAGUGUAAGUUGUGAACUGGUUGACAAUUUUUUAAUAUUUGCACGUAGUUGGGAAGUUCGUGGAAUAUCUCUUGAUGAAGUGUACCCUCAUGAUGUUAUAAUGCCUGUGCUUGGAUUAAGCAGUGCAGUUGGCACAGAUUUUCAUGCACUUGAUGAAUAUAUUUAUUUUUCUGAUGUGUCAACUAACAAGAUUGGUAGAGUUUCUAUAGCUGAAAAUAGUGAAAACAAUAUUGAAUGGCUAAUAGAGAAGGACCUGCAAAACCCUGAUGGUGUUGCAGUUGAUUGGGUAGGGCAUAAUUUAUACUGGACUGAUUCAAAGGUUUAUGGGAAAUCAGAAAUCAGUGUAUCAAGAUUGGAUGGUAAAUACAGAAAAACAUUACUAAAUAACAAUUUGGGUAAACCAAGAGCAAUUGUCGUUCAUCCAACUGCUGGGUAUGUAUUCUACACUGAUUGGCUUGCUCCAGCCAAAAUUGGACGACUGCAUAUGGAUGGCACCAACUUUACUAUUUUAAUUAAUGGAACAUCAUUAAAUUGGCCGAAUGGCUUAAGCAUAGAUUUUGAUCAAAACAAAGUGUAUUGGGCAGAUGCAAAAAUAGAUAAAGUUGAAAGCAUGAAUUUAGAUGGUACUGGUCGCACCACUGUCAUUCCCAAAACACAGCAUACGUUUGGUUUAGCAAUUGAUAAUAAUUACAUAUAUUGGACUGAUUGGCUUGCUAAAGAAAUAAUUCGUGUGAAAAAAACCAACACGUCGGAUAAAAGCACUUUGAGAGGGGGUUAUGGUGGCCUAAUGGAAAUUCAAAUUUAUGAUAAAUCUUUACAAAAGGUAAAUGACAUCUGUCAAAAAGCAGGAUGCCAGCAGUUGUGUUUUUCCAUGCCUGGUAACCGUUUUGUCUGUGCAUGCGGAGAUAACUACACCCUUAACAGUGAUGGGGAGACAUGCAAAGCUUUGAAUGCUACAGUAAAACCAUCAAAAUGCGGAAAUGAUUUUUUUCAAUGUGAUAGUGGACAUUGUAUUCGAAAGCAUUGGACAUGUGACGGUUCAUAUGAUUGUAAAGACAAAAGCGAUGAGACAGAAAAGUUGUGCAAAAAUAUUACAUGUUCAAAUGGAACAUUUCAGUGUGAUGGUUAUCACUGCAUACCUGCAGCUUGGAGGUGUGAUUCAGAACUUGAUUGCAAAGACGGAAAAGAUGAAAAAAACUGUGGUAAAUGUGACAAGUUUCAGUGUCAUGAUGGUGGGUGUGUUGAAAGUUCUUUUCGGUGUGACGGAGUUGCAGAUUGUCGAGAUAAAAGCGAUGAAAUAGAUUGUGGAACUAUCAAAUGUAACCCUGCUACCCAAUUUCAAUGUGAAAGAUCAGUCGCUAAAUUUGGAAGUUGCAUCCCAUUGACAUGGAUUUGCAAUGGCAAUGCUGAUUGUGUGGAUGGUUCAGAUGAAGACGCAGCCAUGUGUCAUAAAUAUUACUGCCUUGGUAAUAAAGAAUAUAAAAGAUGUGGUGAUAAUCAGUGUAUACCAUCAAAUCUGCAUUGUGAUGGCACUUCUGAUUGCAAUGACUUUUCUGAUGAAAAAUAUUGUAAUAAUGCAACAUUACCAAGCUACUUCAACAUGACAAAAUGUCACCCUGAUGAGUUCACCUGUAACCGCAGUAAAAAAUGCGUCCCUAAGCAUUCUGUUUGUGACACAAUUAUGGACUGCGAAGAUGCGUCUGAUGAACUGAAUUGCACAUUUUUGGAGUGCUCGAGUCGUCAGUUCCAGUGCAAAAAUAAACGGUGCAUCUUAACUGAAGAUGUUUGUGAUGGUGCAAAUGACUGUGGUGACAACACGGAUGAGAAAAACUGUCCUGGCAAAAAAGCAUGCACUGGAAGAGACUGGUCAUGCUUUAAUUCCAGUAAAUGUAUUCCACUGCGGAAUGUUUGUGACUUGCACAAAGACUGCCCCUUUGGCGAUGACGAGGAUCCAGUAGGGUGUAAAAUUGACACUUGCGCAGACAUGAAAAAUGCGUGUUAUCAACAAUGCUAUGACACUCCGAUUGGACCUCGAUGUGCAUGUGCAAAAGGCUUUAAAUUAUCAAAUGAUUCAGUUAGCUGCUUGAACAUCAAUGAAUGUGCUGAAGAGACCAAUUUAUGUAGUCAUGUAUGUAGUGAUACAAAAGGCUCGUAUUUAUGCUCAUGUGUUCCUGGUUUUACUUUAAGGCCGGAUAGACAUUCCUGUUCAGCUAAUGGUAAAAAACCCUUAAUUGUAUUUUCUGAUCACAAAGAGGUUAAACAACUUGAUCCAGUAUCAGGGGUGGCAAAGACACUGGUUAACAGUUUAAAAAGUGUAAUUGGCAUUGACUUUUAUUGGAAGCAGGAAAGAUUAUACUGGUCAGAUGUUAGUGAAGACAAAAUAGAAAGAAUGUUUUUAAAUGGAACUGGUAGGGAAGUAAUCAUCAAUCAAGGUAUGAACUCGCCAGAAGGCUUGGCUAUUGAUUGGAUAGCCGAUAACAUUUAUUGGACAGACAUGAGGCUUGAUACAAUCGAAGCAGCAAAAACAGAUGGUUCUAUGCGAUCAAUAAUAUUGUCAGACAACCUUGAUGCGCCAAGAGCACUUGCAAUAGAUCCACAAGUUGGUUUUAUGUUUUGGACAGAUUGGGGAAAGAAACCCCGUAUAGAACGUGCAGAUAUGGAUGGUGGUAAUAGAGUUGUGCUAGUAACUGAUGGAAUAAAAUGGCCCAAUGGAUUGUCAUUGGAUCUACCAACAAAGAAAGUUUAUUUUGUCGAUGCAAGAAAAGAUUUUCUUGAUGAAAUGAAUUAUGAUGGAUCGAAACGCCGUACAGUUAUUAAAGGUCCCAACCCUCGAAUGAUAACACAUCCCUUUGCAUUAUCAAUAUUCGAAGAUUAUAUCUAUUUUACAGACUGGUCCCCUGGUUCCAUCAGAAGAGUAAACAAAUUCAAUGGCGGGUCUAAGCGUAUAUUUAGUAGUCAGUUAAAAAAGCCUAUGGGAAUUCAAGUACUGCACCAGGCUCGUCAGCCAAGAGACUUAAGAUUUAAAAAUUAUUGUGAGCAAUCUCCUUGUUCACAUUUGUGUGUUUUGCGACCUAAGAGUUAUGCGUGCAAGUGUCCAUUUGGAUUUCAACUUUCUGCAGAUAAUAAAACCUGUGCAACCAUUAAAGAGGUGUUGCUUUAUGCCAGGAGGCAAGAAAUUCGAGGUAUAUCAUUAGAUCCAAAAGACACAGUUGAUAAAAUCACACCCAUCACUGGAACAAAGAAUGCUAUCGGGAUUGACUUUCACUAUGCAAAAAACCAUAUUUAUUGGACAGAUGUCAGCAGAGACUCAAUUUCAAGAAUUAACAUCAAUGGAACAAAUAGGAUAGACAUAAUUCCUUCAGGUUUGCCCUCACCAGAUGGUAUAGCGAUUGACUGGAUAGCAGAAAACAUGUAUUGGACCGAUGCAGACACAAAGAAAAUUGAAGUUUCGCGUCUUAAUGGCAGAUAUCGAACUGUGAUUGUUUCUACUAAUUUAAGUCAUCCAAGAGCAAUAGUUGUGUAUCCACAGAAGGGGAUUUUAUUGUGGACAGAUUGGGGGCAAAAAGUCAUUGAACGAGCUAAACUGGAUGGUUCUAAUCGAAUUCCCUUGGUGAAAAAAAAUGUUGGUUACCCUAAUGGCAUCUCUAUUGACUUGAAAAAUAACCGUGUAUAUUGGUGCAAUGCCGAAAGUGAUGUUAUUGAGAGUGUCAAUCUUGAUGGUACAAACAGAAAGAAAUUGGCCAUUGCCUCUAAGUUCAUUGGACAUCCUUUUAGCAUAGCUGUUUUUAAAAAUUACGUAUACUGGACUGAUUGGCAAAAGCGUGCAAUCUUACGGGCAGACAUUGAUGGACAAAACGUUAUAAAAAUUCGUGAACAAUACAUGAGUUUGAUGGGUUUGCGUGUGUUUCACAAGGAUGCACAGCCUGCUGGCUCGAAUAACUGUGCUGUUGGUAAAAAACAAUGUGAACAGUUGUGUUUUGCACUUAGCGAGCAAACCAGUAAAUGUGGUUGUGCUACUGGCUAUACUCCAAAUCCAGAUAAUAGAACAUGUGCUGGUUCAAACACGUUUUUGCUCUUUUCAACAACAAAAGUGGUGCGUGCGAUGUCUGUAGAUGAGAAAGACACACAAGAGUCCAUUGUACCUAUUGUAUUGAAGUCCUCAUAUGCUGUUGACUUCCAUUAUAAAACAGGAACAAUUUAUAUGGUUGAUGAUGCGGCUAAUGUAAUAUACAAGGCUAAACGUGAUGGUAGUCCGCCAAUACCAAUUAUCACUACUGGAUUGCAUUUGCCACAGGGUAUAGCAGUAGACUGGGUAGCUGGAAAUUUGUACUGGGCAGAUCCUGAGACUAACUUGAUUGAGGUUUCAACCUUAAAUGGCACUCAUAGAUUUGCAUUGAUCAACCUUGGUUUAGAGCGGCCACGAUCUAUUGUUCUUUAUCCCUCGAAAGGUUUGAUGUUUUGGACUGAUUGGGGCUCUAAUGCAAAAAUUGAACGAGCGAACAUGGAUGGAAGUAAUCGCACAGUGCUAGUAAAUUCUACUAUCAUGAGCAGUUUAGGUUUAGGUGCAAAAAUAGUUUGGCCUAAUGGGUUAGCUGUAGAUUACGACACAGAUACUAUUUACUGGGUUGAUGCAAACAGUGACAUAAUGGCCACAAUGGAUUUAAAUGGAGGAAAUAUAAAGAUACAAAUGACUCACUUGUCUCAUCCGUACGCAAUUACGGUUGAUAAUACAUAUGUAUAUUGGACAGAUUGGAACAGUAAAUCAAUACACCGAGCCUUAAAAAAAGAUUUUACUGAUCAGAAAAUAAUCAAGAGUGAUCUAAACAAUAUACGAGAUAUUCAUUUCUACAAUGCAUCCAGACAACAAGGUUCAAGUGCAUGCGCUGGUGCUAGAUGUCAACAUUUGUGUUUAGCAACAUCGGCUACUACAAAAAGAUGUGUUUGCACUGCUGGCAAACUGGCUGCUGAUGGAAGAAGUUGUAGUCAAGUUGUUGACUAUCUGAUAUUUGCGAAAAGAAAUGAAAUUCAAUUUCUUGAUCUGGACCCACGGAGAAGAGCAUCGCCACAUGAAUCUAUUGAUAAAUUGCAAAACGCCAUUGGUAUUGAUUUUGAUUAUAGAAAUGGAACAAUUUAUUACUCUGACAUAUCCAGUAAGGAAAUUGGUCGCAUAAGUGUAAAUGGUACCGACAAAACAGUUCUUGUUCAUGGAUUGAAAACACCAGAUGGUAUUGCUUUUGAUUGGUUGACUGGUAUGUUAUAUUGGACAGAUGCACAGGAAAACACAAUAAACCGACUAAGUAAGGACAAGACAAAGGAAGUGUUAAUUCAUGAAGCGUUAGAUGAGCCCAGGGCAAUAGCCUUAAGUCCUUGUGAUGGACUGAUGUAUUGGACAGAUUGGGGUGAGAAGCCCUAUAUCAAACGAGCAACUAUGAAUGGUAUUAAUAUUAAAGCAAUAAUCCAAAGCAACUUAGGAUGGCCAAAUGGCUUAUCUGUCGAUAUGGAUGCUAGCAGAAUAUAUUGGGCUGAUGCCAGGACUGAUAGAAUUGAGUCUGCCACACUGGAUGGGAAAGAUCGUAGAGUAGUAGUCUCAAAUGUCCCACACGUUUUUGGUGUAACUUUAUAUGAAAAUUAUAUAUACUGGACAGACUGGGCAACACGCUCAGUGAUGAGAGCUGACAAAAUCUCAGGAGAUAAUCGUAUCUCUCUUAAAGAAAAAUUAGACGCACAGCCCAUGGAUAUCAAGAUCUUUUCACUAAGACGACAAAACUGUUCUCGUACACCUUGUUUUCACAAUGGUGGUUGUUCCGAUAUAUGCACAGUAGAAAACAAUGCUCGCACUUGUUCUUGCCCUGAAGGCAAAGUUUUACUACAUGGUUAUCGUUGUGUCCCCAAAAAACAUUCUUGUGCAAAAUCCACACAAUUUGUGUGCACGAAUGGAGAUUGUGUGGAGAAUGGGUUUGUCUGUGAUGGUGAUAAAGAUUGCCCUGAUGGUUCAGAUGAGGCAGAUAUUGUUUGUAAUAAUCAUACAUGUGCAGCCAACAAAUUUGCAUGCAAAAGGUCUGGACAUUGCCUACCGAUUAAAUGGAGAUGUGAUUCAGAGCCAGAUUGUUCUGAUGGAAGUGAUGAAGUAGAUUGUAAGAAAGAAAGUUGCAACGAAACACAAUUCGUUUGUCAUAAUGGUCAGUGUAUCUCUAAACAUUUCAGAUGUGAUGGUGAAUUCGAUUGCAUCGACAGAAGCGACGAGGCAAAUUGUCCUUUAAGGACUUGCAGACCGGGAUUAUUCAAAUGCACAAACGCAACUGGGUGCAUCAGGGAUGCCUGGGUGUGUGAUGGAUUCUCAGAUUGUGAUGACGGAUCUGAUGAAUCUCCGAACAAUUGUAAGCAUAUGAAUUGCACUAAAAACGAUUUCCAAUGUAAAGAUAAGCGCAAAUGUAUCCCAAAGCCAUGGAAGUGUGAUCUUGACAAGGAUUGCUAUGAUGGCUCAGAUGAGGAGAAUUGUUCAAAGCAUGUAGCAACUUGUGAUCCAACACAUCAAAUCCAGUGUGCUAGUACUGAAAGCUGCAUCGCGACAGAGUUUGUUUGUGAUGGCGAGAAGGAUUGUUUGGAUGGCAGCGAUGAAAAAAAUUGCAAUCAUACUUGUGCGUCAACUCACUUUCAAUGUGCCACAACGUCGCGCUGCAUCCCCCGUCGAUAUCAAUGUGAUGGUGAUGAUGACUGUGGAGAUGGAUCGGAUGAGGAUCCUAAAAUUGGAUGUAGUGCAAAAAACUGUUCCUCAGAUCUCUUUCCAUGCGCCAAUAAUCUUUGCAUCCGAAAAGCAUGGCGUUGUGACCGUGACAAUGAUUGUGGAGAUAAUUCCGAUGAGAAAGGAUGUUUAUGUCGUGCCGAUGAAUUCAACUGCACAACGUCAGGUGAAUGUAUUUCUCUUUCUAAAAGGUGCAAUGGCAUAUCUGACUGUGGAGACAACUCUGAUGAAGCCAAAUGCCAGUAUUGCCCUAAAGAUCAAUUUCAAUGUAACAGUUCAAAAAAAUGCAUCAGUGAAACGCAAGUAUGCGAUAAAGUUCAAGACUGUUCUGACAGUUCAGAUGAAAAAGGCUGCAAUGUGACCUGCACUAGUGUUGCGACUAAACCAUGUGAUCAUAUAUGUAUUACAAUGAAGAAAGGCUUCCGGUGUGCCUGUAAAACAGGUUAUCGUUUGGACAAAGAUGGGAGGAGGUGUACGUCGAACUGCCAUGACUACUCUAUCCAUGGCUGUAGUCAGUUUUGCACGCCCGCUAAUGUUAGCACUCGUGUUAGCCACCAGUGCAGCUGUGGACAAGGUUACACGCUGGAUGUUAAUAUGAGGUUGUGUAAACAAAGCACGAAACACAUGCCGUUCUUAUUAAUAGCUAAUAACUAUUUUAUUAGUAAGUUGAGUUUAUCGAAAACAGAGAAAUCAUACGAAGUGGUGCAAGAUUCUUCCAAUGUGUUCGCAGUGGACUACCAUUGGCAGAAAAAAAAGAUUUUCUGGAUCGACAAAGAUAUUUUUGUGAAGAAAUUUGACGACAAGAUGAGCAAGGUGAAAACUAUUCAUAGUGGUUUGAAGGAGCCUUUUGACCUUGCUGUGGAUUGGAUUGGUAAUAACCUCUACUUUGUGGAUGGCAAUACAAUUCACGUUUCAAAACUGGACGGAACGUUAAGGAAAGAAUUGUACAGAGAUAAAAAUAGUAAACCUUUGGCUAUUGCCUGUGACCCCUCUGCGGGCUAUUUGUAUUAUUCAACAAAAUCUCAGGGGAAAUAUGUUGGUACUAUAUCUCGCAUAGGCUUGGACGGGACUAAACCAAAAGUUGUAGUAAAUAAAGGUAUUGUUUACCCCGCGGAAAUAGUAUUAGAUCACGUGACCAAAACGUUGUACUGGAGUGAUAUGGACCUGAAGCAAAUAAGUUAUAUAAGAUUGACAAAUACCAGCUAUGGAUCCACCACCGGCACCACUCUCUUAGUUCGAGGUAUUGGCGAGGUUUCGAGUAUCUCAUUAUUUGAAGAUUAUCUAUACUUCUCGACUCAACGACAAUCUGUAAUAUACCGAGUUCACAGGUGGAGCGGUCUGAAUGUAACUUUAAUUAAAAGGACAAGAGGAAAAUUAGGUGAAAUAAAGGUUGUUCAUCCUUUACUUCAACAUCGUAUGGAAUCACAAUGCAGCAACGCAAAAUGUCAACGUCUCUGCCUUCUAUCACCAAAUGGUGGGUAUCAAUGUGCGUGUCCUAAUCAUUUUAAUUUAGCUGAAGACGGAAGAACGUGCAUUUCAAGUUGCAGCGCCAGACAGUUUCAAUGCAAGAAUAACAGGUGUAUCUCUUUGACUUGGCGUUGUGACAGUGAGAAUGAUUGUGGAGAUAAUUCAGAUGAAACGGAUUGCAAAGCAUCUAGCUGCGGUACAGGUAUGUUCCAGUGUAGAAAUGGAAAUACGACGUGCACCAGACAAUUUUACGUAUGUGAUGGUGAUGAUGACUGUGGAGAUAAUAGUGACGAAGAGAACUGUGAAGAUAGACCUUGCUUAAACUACCAGUUCCGAUGUGCUAAUCACAAAUGCAUUUUAAAAAGUCGCCGGUGUGACUUACGGAAAGAUUGCUCGGACGGAUCUGACGAGACAAACUGCACGACAAUCGCACCCACAUGCUCUACAUUACAAUUUCGUUGCGCAAAUGGUCAGUGCGUAGACAAAAGUGUGUUAUGCAAUGGAGAAAAGGAUUGUGAGGAUGGUAGCGAUGAAGACCAGAAAAAUUGUAGAAAAAUUGCUACCUGCUCGAGUGAAAGAUUCCGAUGCAAAAAUUCAAAGUGUAUUUCAAAAAGAUUUGUGUGCGACGGAGAUAAUGAUUGUCAUGACUACAGUGACGAGGAUCCAGCGGUAUGUCGCGAUACAACGUGUGAUGCUCAAACGCAGGCGUCGUGUGGUGAUGGACGUUGUAUAAUGAAGCAUUGGGUAUGCGACGGAGAAUCAGACUGCCUGAACGGUACAGAUGAAAAGAAUUGUCCGCCUCAGACAUGCUCUACUGAACAGUUCACUUGCAAAAACAACAAUUGCAUUAACAAAUCGUGGAAAUGCGAUGGUCAAGACGAUUGUGGAGACGGAUCUGAUGAGAUCUGUCACAGCAAAACGUGUGAUUCUACUAAAGAAUUUACAUGUAAAAAAUCAAGACGAUGCAUUGAUCAAAAGUGGCAUUGCGAUGGAUACCCAGACUGCCUCGAUAAGUCAGACGAAAUAGAUUGUCCAUCUGUGUCGCACAGAUCGUGUCGUUAUGCCGAUAAAUACAAUUGCAGUAGUGGUCCAUGCGUUCGUUAUGACUGGCAAUGUGAUAAUGUCACUGAUUGUUACGACGGAUCUGAUGAAGUGCAUGAGAUAUGCAGUACAGUGAGCUCCUGUAAUAAAAUCAGUCAAUUCCGUUGCCACACCGGAAUGUGCAUUCCCAAGUUCCAAUACUGUGAUGGUUAUCCCGAUUGUCCCGAUAAUAGUGAUGAAGACAGUUGUCUGGAAACAUGCAAAAACACAGAGUACAAGUGUAGUUCUGGAAAGUGCAUUCCCGAAACGAAAUAUUGCGAUUUCUUUAAAGACUGCCCGGACAACGACGAUGAAGCUAACUGCAUACGCAAAGAUAAAAAUAUCAGCUGCUCUUACCAUUGCCUAACUCAUUUGUGUAAACAGAAGUCCAACUGGGUGCAAUGCAUGUGUCCUCCUGGAAUGGAGUUUAACGCGCAACGACAGUGCGUGGACGUUGACGAGUGCGUUACGACGUCGCAUGUGUGCAGUCAAACAUGCCAGAACACUCCCCGUUCGUACAAAUGCAGCUGCGUGAAUGGUUACGAAAUGACGAAUUUUGGCCAGUGCAAAUUAAAAGGAAGGACUCCUAUCCUGUUUGUACCCACAGAUAAUAACCUGCUUCAGUUAUCCGCUAUUCGACCUAAAACUCAAAAUGAAUAUAGACUUUUUGAUAACAAGUUCGACUCGCUUGAUUUUUUCACUGGUCUCUCUGGUGAGCACCGUCCAAUAAUCAUCGGAGGUCAUCUUAAAACAUCAAAAAUUAUCGCCUACUCUGUCACUAAUUUAUUCUUUUUGCCGGAACAUCCCAAAUCAGACGGGACUAAGUGGGCUAAUCGAGUCAAACGAGAAAGCGAGCCAAUAUACUCCAUCGUUUCAAAUAUAUCGGAUGUCUCUGCUGAUAUAAUUAAUGUUGAUUACAUCGGCAGGAAUGUGUUUUGGGCAGAUAAUCGAGCAAAUGAGAAAAGCAUCUAUAUUGCAAGUUUGCCACACUUCAAACAUAAGAAGAGAAUUCUUAAACGUUUUACAACCAUAGAAGGAUUUGCAUUGGAUCCUGAAAAAGGGUCAUUGUUUUGGUGCGAAGAUUCAUAUCUCCCAAAGAUAUUUAAAGCUGACAUUGAUGGAAAAAACCCCCGAGUAUUUGUAAAAGACAGACUGAUGUAUCCAACGAGCUUAGCCGUUGAUCUUCCCUCGCAGAGGCUGUUUUGGUCCGAUUUGAAGAAACACUCGAUUGAAAGCGUGACUUUAGGCGGCACUGCGAGGGUGAUUGUUUAUGACCGUAAAAGAGAUCCCUCCUUCUUGUUUCCCUCCACCAUUGAUGUGUUGGAAGGUCAUUUGUACUGUAUGAUGAAAUACGGUGGGAAGUUAUUCAAAAUCAAUAAGUUUGGUCUAGGCAAUGCUACAGUUAUUAAAGAAGAUAUACCAAAAGCGACCAACGUGAAGUUAUUUCAUGAAAACAGACAACUACCUACCAGUAUCAAUUUUCAUAAUCCGUGUAUCCGAUCUACCUGCCCGGAAUUUUGCGUAGCUGCCAAUGGCAUAGCGAAGUGUGUGUGUACUGGCAAUCUUCCGGAUUGCAAACCAGAGUGCAACGAGGCUUUUUGUAACCAGAGAGGGGAUUGUACAAGAACAAAAUUCGGUGAAAAUAUAUGCACCUGCAAGGAGGGUUACACGUCAUUUUCCAACUGCAAGCAGAAGUGUCAUUGCAAAAAUGGUGGCACUUGUGCGGUCGAUAAAUAUGGAUUGGAAAUGUGCAACUGUACAAGUGGGUUUACUGGUGAAAAGUGCACAAAGAUUUGCAAACUUCAGUGUAAAAACGGUGGAAAGUGUCAGCUGGAUGAUCAUAGUGGCAAAGCGACUUGCAGCUGUCCAGAUGGGUAUGGAGGACCUCAUUGUAAGCUGACAUGUACCAAGACAACGUGUUUAAAUGACGGCAUAUGCAAAUUAACUGCCGCUAAGGUUCAGUGCGAAUGUCAAAUCGGAUGGGUUGGUGAACGUUGUGAAACAGCCUCGUGUGAAGGAUUCAAGUGCGCAAACAAUAGCUGCAUUGUUGUUGAUAAUGUUGCUAAAUGCAGGUGCAUUGGUGAUGACUGUACUACAACGAACAGCCCAAGCAAAUCCAAAACAAUGAUCGUUGCCGUCCCCAUCGUUGUUGUGGUUGUCUUGCUUUUAAUCGUCCUCAUCGUGAUUUUGUUGAGGAGGUCCCGUCAGAGAAAGCAGUUUAAACCACAGAAAAUUAAAAACAUUGAGAUGGAAAACCCGACUUAUGAGUACGGGAACUUCCGAAAUGAGUAUGACGACGCACCGGAAUCAGAUCGGGACUUUAUGAAACAAUCUAAGAACUUUGGCAACAUGUUAUACAGGGACGACACGUCGCCGUACGAUGCAAUUACUGCAGACGAACCAUUGUUUGGCGAGUCAUACAAUGAAAAAACCUUAUUGGUGGACAAUGAAGAAUACGAAGAAUUUUGAUCACGUGUGUACACGGAACAAAGAUGGAGUUCUUUCAUUGGUUAGAAAUAGACACGACGUCGACCAAUGGCUGGUUAAAUUUUGGACAAUAACAAAAUGAACAACAUUUCAAUUCAUUUCAUAUUAAAGGAUGUUAAUAUUUUUUUAUGAUUAUUUUUAUUCAUUUGUAUUUCAUUUUUUUAUUAUUUUUCUAUUUUUUUUUUUUUAUUGUAACCUUAUAUUUUUGUAUUUUUUGCAGUGACUUAUUUUUUUUUCACAGAAUGUGCAAAUAAAAUUUUUUUUGUACUUACAAAGUGUCUGCAGAAUCUUACGUGUUAUCAAACUUAAGAUAAUGUUGUUAACAA